AUGCCGUACAGGGUCGCCAGACGCGCGCUGCCGUUAGUCUCAUAUGUUUCCCCUCGUCGGCCGCUCUUUCCCACGUCAUACCGCUUUCCUCGUCGCCCGCAAUUUCCCUCAUCUCCCUCGCCGACCCUCGCUGCCCUCGCCUCUGCUUGUCGCCCGCGCUUCCCGUCGUCGCCCUUGCUUCCCCGUCACCCGUGCUUCCCGUCGUCGCCCUUGCUUCCCCGUCACCCGUGCUUCCCGUCGUCGCCCUUGCUCUCCCGUCACCCGCGCUUCCCGUCGUCGCCCUUGCUUCCCCAUCACCCGCGCUUCUUCUCAUCUCUCGCUCUCCUCCUCAACGUCUUCGUUUUCCUCUUCGCCAUAACGCCCUCGCUUCUGCCCGUCGCCCUCGCCUCCCCACAUACCACCCGCCUUCCUCCCCACAUUCUAUUCCGCUUGUCAUACGCUCUUCUCCUCUUCCUCCCUUCCAUCUCUCCCUCCCUCCCUCUCCCUCUCUCUAUCUCUCUUUCUUCGAACCUCUCUCUCACCCUUUCUUCCACCCUUCUUCCUCCUGAGGGGAAGGGACUGAAUGAGAGACACAGAGGGGAUAGGACAGAAGGCCCUGCUUCCCCCUUUGCCCUGAUUCCUUCCACCUUCUGCCCUGCUCCCCCCCAUCCCCUUCCCUGCUCCCCCUCACCCUCUGCCCUGCUUCCCCUCAUCCCAUUCCCUGCUUCUCCCCACCCCCUACCCUGCUUCCCCCCAUCCCCUUCCCUGCUUCCCCCCAUCCCCUUCCCUGCUUCCCCCCAUCCCCUUCCCUGCUUCUCCCCAUCCGCUUCCCUGCUUCCCCCUACCCUCUGCCCUGCUCCCCCCCAUCCCCUUCCCUGCUUCCCCCCAUCCCCUUCCCUGCUUCUCCCCAUCCCCUUCCCUGCUUCCCCCCAUCCCCUUCCCUGCUUCCCCCCAUCCCGUUCCCUGCUUCCCCCCAUCCCCUUCCCUGUCUCCGUGUUACCCGUUUCCUUGUCCCUUUUCCCUGUGUCUCCCCACCCUCUGUUCUUAUUCCUUCACCCUCGCACACCUUACCGCCUGCCGACCUUACCGCCUGCCCACCUUACCACCUUCCCUUCUCAUCCGCGCGCAGGUGUGCCCGGAAGGUGCACGUGCUGCCUUGUGCCUGCCGCUUGCUGUCCACGCCUUCCAUCCCACCUCUCCCAAACCACGUCUUUUUCUAUAUGUGCCUCCCCUGCUGGCCCAUACCCUCUGCUGAUCUGCGCCCUAUGA
Molecule: messenger RNA, 1248 nt
Organism: Closterium sp. NIES-65
Lineage: Eukaryota; Viridiplantae; Streptophyta; Zygnematophyceae; Desmidiales; Closteriaceae
Source: the annotation of a GenBank genome assembly